CUGCUGCUGUGCGUGCAGCUCUGCAGGGGCACCGGGGAGCUGCGACUGGUUGACGGAGGCAGCUGCUGCGCCGGCCGGGUGGAGGUGAAGCACGAGGGCCAGUGGGGCACCGUGUGCAGCUAUGACUUCGACUGGGAUGUCCGUGGGGCCUCCGUGGUCUGCAGGCAGCUGGGAUGUGGCACCGUGGCCAGGACUUCCCCAUACACCCCAUUUGGGGCAGGGGCUGGCCGGAUUUGGCUGCAACCCUUCUGCCGUGGCACCGAGACAGCGCUCCACUACUGCCCCCACUAUGGCUGGGGCCAGCACUACUGCGGACAUGACUGGGACGUGGGGGUGACAUGCUCAGAUGCUGUGGAGCUGAGGCUGGUGAAUGGAGGUGGUCCCUGUGCCGGCAGAGUGGAGGUGAAGCUGCGGGGCCAGUGGGGGACGGUGGCAGAUAACGAAUGGGACAUGGAAGAUGCCGAGGUGGUGUGUCAGCAGCUGGGCUGUGGCUCAGCCAAAAGCGCCCAUGCCUGGACCCGCUUUGGGAAAGGGUCUGGACCAAUUCAUCUGGCUGUCGUUGACUGUCGCGGGGAUGAGUCCGCCCUCUGGGAAUGUACUAUCAAGGGAUGGGAGCUGUACAAUGGAAGCCAUGGCUGGGAUGUUGGCGUGGUCUGCCAAGGGUUUGUGCAGCUGGUCGGUGGGGACAGUGCCUGCUCGGGUCGUGUGGAGGUCAGGCAGGGCCGAGGCUGGGCAACCCUCUGCAAGGCCCACGUGGACCUCAACGCUGCCCAUGUCAUCUGCAAGGAGCUGGGCUGUGGAGCCGCUCUGGCCGUCACCGGGGCAGCACACUUUGGGGCAGGAGCUGGGCCCAUCUGGGACGGGGGCUUUGAGUGUGCAGGCAACGAAUCCCUCCUGUCUGCCUGCACCCGCAGGCUGCCCCAUGGCCAGGGCUGCACGCACACCAGUGACGCUGCCAUCAUCUGCUCCCCCUACACAGGCUUCAGGCUGGUGAACGGCAGCACAGAGUGCACAGGGCGGGUGGAGCUGGAGGCACGCGGCACCUGGGGCUCCCUCUGCGACGCUGGCUGGGACGUGCCCGACGCCCAGGUGCUCUGCCACCACCUCGGCUGCGGCUUUGCCGCCUCUGUGCCCCGUGGAGGGUAUUUUGGGACAGGGAGCGGCCCGCUGUGGCAGGACACUUUUCACUGCAGCGGGACCGAGUCCCACCUGGGAGAGUGCCCUGCCAUGGCGCUGGGGACCCCCGCCUGCUCACCACGCCACGCUGCCGCAGUCAAUUGCUCAGGUGGUGCUGAACCCCUGCGGCUGGUGGACGGGGAGAGCCGCUGCGAUGGCCGCCUGGAGGUGGCCCUGGGUGGGGCCUGGGGCCGAGUCCUGGCUCAGCAGUGGGAUGCCAGCAGUGCCAGUGUGGUGUGCCGGCAGCUCCGGUGCGGCACAGUGCAGAAGGCCUACACCACCCCAGUGCUGGGGCCAGGCUCAAGCCCCCUGGUGCUGGGCGGGCUCCGGUGUGCGGGCACGGAGGCUCACCUGGCCCAGUGCAACGCCAUGCUGCACAGCACCGUGCCACCGGGCCACGUCAAGGGGGCAGCGGUUGUGUGCUCGGGGAGCCAGCAGGUGCGGCUGGCGAGCGGCCCUGGGCGCUGUGCUGGGAGAGUGGAGAUCUACGUCCAGGGGACCUGGAGUCACGUCUGCGAGGAUGCCUGGGACCUCCGGGAUGCCGCCGUCGUCUGCCGCCAGCUGGGCUGCGGAGAGGCCCUGGCAGCGCCCGGCUCGGCCCACUACGGCCGGGGCUUGGGGCCAGUGUGGCUGGGUGCCGGCGGCUGCUCCGGAGCUGAGGCAAUGCUCUGGGACUGCCCAGCCCCAGCCCCGGCCCCAGCCCUGGGGCAGCGUGGUUGCAAGCAGGGCGCCAGUGUGGCAGCCAUCUGCUCAGGUGCCCACAGGAGCCCCACAGCGGGUGCUGGGGCCAUGGCAGUGCCCACCAUCCUCUGCAUCAUCCUGGGGACCCUGCUCUGCCUGGCCCUGGGGGCUCUCGCCAUGCAGGCAUGGCGCACCAUGGCUCAGCACAGAGGCCCUGGCAGAGCUGGAGACACAAUCUCUGAGGCCGUCUAUGAGGAGCUCGACUAUACUCUGACGCCGGAUUACCAGGAGGUGCACAGUGGCUCAGACACCCCUGCCCUGUCCAAGCAUGACCCCCCGGAUGGGUACGAUGAUGCCGUGGCCAUGCAGCACCCGAGAGAGGCCGCUGCUCUGGGGCUGAGUGACGGAGAUUUCUCUGAGGCAGCGGCGCUGGCAGUGGGGAGCCGGCCCUCACUGAACCACCCGGAGCCGCCGGGAGCCACAACAGACGCCCCAGCCUCAGUGCCCAAGGACGUGGGCUACGAUGAUAGCCACAGCCUGGCCACAGAGGAAAUCGUCUGCCUGAUUGACCGCCUGCUUGGGCCUGCUGGGGACUACGGGCACUGUGGAGAACUGCCUCCAUCAUCCCUUCCAUGA
This is a messenger RNA of Dromaius novaehollandiae (emu), 2493 nucleotides long. Its product is annotated as deleted in malignant brain tumors 1 protein-like. Gene Ontology annotation, molecular function: serine-type endopeptidase activity. Gene Ontology annotation, biological process: zymogen activation. Gene Ontology annotation, cellular component: plasma membrane. The annotation marks the transcript as partial. The transcript is spliced from 12 exons. NCBI's taxonomy places the organism in Eukaryota, Metazoa, Chordata, Aves, Casuariiformes, Dromaiidae. The record is from RefSeq and is a predicted model, not a curated record.